Molecule: messenger RNA, 1581 nt
Organism: Myripristis murdjan (pinecone soldierfish)
Lineage: Eukaryota; Metazoa; Chordata; Actinopteri; Holocentriformes; Holocentridae
Exons: 3
Coding region: 211-1476 (421 amino acids)
Source: RefSeq, a predicted model, not a curated record
AACAGCCCAGGCCCACUGAGUUGCGAUAUUUCCGACAGCACCUGAAGGCAACACCCAGUAGCUCUCCGGUUAGCUAGCUGGUGCUUCACUUUAGCCACUUCCCGGCAAACUUAGCGGUUGUGCACUGCUCCUCUUUGUGCUGCUAGCUGCUAAUAACACAACAACAACAACAACAACAACUGUAAAGGCGUAUGGGCUGACACGGGCCACAUGGACCUGAGUGAGCAUGUGUUGUCGGCGGGCCGGGCGGUGCUGGACUGGGUGCAGCGGGAGUGGGAGCCGCUGUCCCAGGCCGAGCUGGAGCAGCGGCUGGACCAGGCGGUGGAGGAGAUCCUGGAGGCAGACUUGGUGGCCAAAGUUAAAGCCCAACCUCCUGCCGCGAUUUACCUCCAGCUGGUGCAGAGUCCGGCUGCCGCAGAGCCCCAGGUCGUACCCGCAGAGGCAGCCCUCUGUCCCGCUGAGGAGGAGCCCCAGGGCGGCCAGGAGGCACCGGACACUGCGGACAGUAACGCAGUCAAGUACAUCACAGAGCUGCUCCAGAGCUCCAAAUCGCAGCACAGCAGGGCUCGGCUGGCUGGACGGGCCCGCCUGUCCCUGUCCCACACGGUGCUGCUGUCCCUCACCCUGCUCUCCAAGAGGAUCAGCUAUCGCUCCGUGUCCACCCGCUUCCGCCUGGAGAAGGGAAACAUCCACAGGAUCUUCUUUUCUUUCUGCGAGCGAGUCAACAUACUUGAGGAGGAGCAGAUCAGGUGGCCAGUGGACAGAGAAGCUGCAGAGGCCCUUUUCCCUUUAUCCAGUCUACUGGGAAAAGCUGAGGGACCGGAGGUGCAAGGCGUCCCACAGGUGCUGGGGGUCCUGGGCCACACCCGCAUCCCAAUCCGCCUGCCUAUAGGCAAACACGAUGUGGAGAGCACGGUGCCAGAGGUGAAGAGGAUGAAGAAGGAGGCCCAUCCUGACUCGUGGCUGAACCUUGAGCUCACGUGCGACCGCAGAGGCCGCUUCCUGCACUGCAGGAUCAGUAAGGGCUCAGACACGGACAGAGCCGGCGAUCUGAGGGACAAACUUAAGCAGCAUCCCGAGCUGAUGCCCCCCGGCUCCUGCCUGGUGGCCAGAGCCGGCUACCCGCUCACCGCUCACAUUUUAACUCCGUACGUCGGAAGUCUCGGGCCGAGGGAGAACCUGUACAACAAGACGCUGGAGGUGCACUUCAGCAUCCUGGACCAGGCCGUCGCCAGCCUGAAAGCCCGGUUUCAAAGGCUCAGGUAUCUGGACAUUGGGAAUUAUGAGCGAGCCAGAGCGGUGGUAUUGACUGCCUGCGUGCUGCAUAAUGUGUUUCUGGACAUGGGCCACGUGGUUCAAGGAGAUGUGGAGAAAGAGGAGGCCUCAGACCAGGAUGGAGAGGGGGAGCUGGACGAGGAGGGUGUGAGCAGGAGGGACGCCGUCUCUCAUUUGUUGUAUAAAGACUUGGACUCAUGAUGUUUUUGUGAAUGUGGUGAAGAGGGACAAGAGCUGUUGUAGUGUCUGUGUUCAGAAAAUUAAAUGGACAAAUCUUUUUUAUACAUUUUCUUUAUUUAAACACAA